This is a messenger RNA of Xenopus laevis (African clawed frog), 7495 nucleotides long. RefSeq names its product otoferlin S homeolog (gene otof.S). The coding region runs from base 143 to 6193 and encodes 2016 amino acids. The transcript is spliced from 46 exons. The record is from RefSeq and is a predicted model, not a curated record. Lineage: Eukaryota; Metazoa; Chordata; Amphibia; Anura; Pipidae.
GGGGAAGGGGCAGAGAGUGGAGCUCAAUGAGUGACAGAGGGGGGAGGAGAUUAACACAGAGCGGCCCCCUCCUCAAUAGCAGAGACUAGAGCAGCUCAUCAGUCUCACCCCGAGGAUUCGAUUGUGAGCUCAGCGCCCCAGCAUGGCCCUCAUUGUGCAUCUCAGGACUGUCACUGAUCUGCGGGGGAGAGGGGACAGAAUCGCCAAAGUCACGUUCAGAGGGCUGUCGUUCUACACUCGGGUGCUGGAGAACUGUGAGGAUGAGGCCCGCUUUGAUGAGACAUUCCGGUGGCCAAUCGCCAGUAACAUCGACGGAAACGAAAUGUUGGAGAUCCAAGUGUUUAACUACAGCAAAGUCUUCACUAACAGGCUGAUCGGGACAUUCCGGAUGGUUCUGCAGCAGGUGGUGGAGGAGGCGCAGCUGGAAGUGACCGACACUCUCAUUGAUGAUAAUAAUUCUGCAAUUCAGACGAGCGUCAGCAUCGAGAUCCAGUACCAGACCAUGGACGGUUCUGUAGGCGCCUGGAAUGAUGGAGAAUUUAUGGACAACUCCAACCUGCAGAACGAGGGAGCCGGGAGUUUUCACUUUGAGACGGAAAGUCUAUUGUCCGGCCAGAGUCAGAACUCAGCCGUGUCCCCCGGGAGAUCACAGAGCUUGCACUCUACUGAGAGAGCCUUCAGGAGGGUUGGCAAAGGGGUAUUUUCAGCCAUGAAGCUUGGAAAGAUGCGCCCACCCAAGGACGAGAGCAGGAGGCAAGAUGAACCUGCUGUUCUGGAGACAGAAGACUUGGAUAGGAAAGCGAUCAGAUUGGCUGGAGGUCUGGACCCUGACACCAUAUCUCUUGCCUCCGUUACAGCCCUCACCACCAAUGUGUCCAAUAAAAGGGCCAAACCUGAUAUCAAAAUGGAGCCAAGUGCUGGAAGGCCAAUGGACUACCAAGUGAGCAUCACAGUGGUAGAAGCCCGGCAGCUGGUGGGAUUAAACAUGGAUCCGGUGGUGUGCGUAGAGGUGGGGGAUGAGAAAAAAUACACGUCCAUGAAAGAAUCCACCAACUGCCCCUACUACAAUGAGUACUUUGUCUUCGAUUUCCAUGUGCCGCCGGACGUGAUGUUUGACAAAAUAAUCAAGUUGUCAGUGAUCCAUUCCAAGAAUCUUCUCCGGAGCGGGACUUUGGUUGGCUCCUUUAAGCUGGACGUUGGCACUGUGUAUACACAGCCUGAGCACCAGUUCUACCACAAGUGGGCGCUUCUCUCAGACCCUGAUGACAUCACGGCGGGGCUUAAAGGUUACCUGAAGUGCGACAUCGCCGUGGUUGGGAAGGGGGACAACAUUAAGACCCCGCACAAAGCCAAUGAGACGGAUGAGGAUGACAUUGAAGGGAACUUGCUCCUCCCGGAUGGAGUUCCCGCAGAACGCCAGUGGGCUCGGUUCUACGUCAAGAUCUACCGUGCCGAAGGUUUGCCCAGGAUGAACACAAGCAUCAUGGCCAACGUCAAGAAAGCUCUCAUUGGAGAAAACAAGGACUUGGUGGACCCCUAUGUGCAAAUUUCCUUUGCUGGACAAAAGGGUAAGACCUCAGUGCAGAAGAGCAGCUAUGAGCCCAUGUGGAAUGAGCAGAUCAUUUUCACUGAGAUGUUCCCUCCCCUGUGCAAGAGGAUGAAGAUACAGAUCAGAGAUUCAGACAAGGUCAACGAUGUCGCCAUCGGGACCCACUUUAUCGACCUGAGGAAAAUUUCCAACGAGGGAGACAAGGGUUUCCUUCCCACUCUUGGCCCAGCCUGGGUGAAUAUGUAUGGCUCCACCCGGAACUACACACUCAUGGAUGAGCAUCAAGAUCUGAACGAGGGGCUUGGAGAAGGCGUCUCUUUCCGUUCAAGGUUGUUGUUGAGUCUCGCUGUUGAGAUAUUAGAUACAAGCAAUCCAGAGCUCACCAGUUCCACAGAUGUUCAAGUUGAAGGAGCUCAACCAGUGACGGAAAACUGCACAGGGAAAAUGGAAGAGUUCUUCCUUUUUGGAGCUUUCCUGGAAUCCACCAUGAUUGACCGGAAAAUUGGGGACAAGCCAAUUAACUUUGAGGUCACCAUAGGCAACUAUGGCAAUGAAAUAGAUGGAGUCUCCAGACCAUUGAGGAAGAGGAAAGAAGGGGGCAAUGGGGUCGAGGAUGAGACAGAGCUCUUGCAGAAUUCCAGUGAUGAUGAGGCCGAUGAAGAUGGAGAAAUGUUAUCAAUCUCUUCAACACCCGCAAUGAAGCCACUCAUAACUGAUAGGAACUACUUCCAUCUGCCGUUCUUUGAUAAGAAGCCCUGUAUUUACAUUAAGAGCUGGUGGCAGGACCAGCGGAGGAGGCUGUACAAUGCCAACAUUAUGGACAAGAUCGCAGAUAAGCUGGAGGAAGGGUUGAAUGACGUCCAUGAGAUGAUAAAGACGGAAAAGCCUUACCCUGAGCGCCGGCUCCGAGGGGUCCUAGAGGAACUUAGUAGCAGCUGUUUCCGAUUUGUCACAUUGGCCAACAAAGAUCAGAACCAGAAUGGACAGACUAAACUGGACAGGGAGAGACUGAAGUCCUGUAUGCGGGAGCUGGAGAACAUGGGGACACAAGCUAAGACCAUGAGGUCCCAAGUGAAAAAGAACACAAUUAAGGACAAACUGAAGCUGGUGCAGAAUUUCCUCCAGAAGCUCCGUUUCCUGGCAGACGAGCCCCAGCACAGUAUUCCUGACGUUUUCAUCUGGAUGAUGUCCAACAACAAGCGCAUUGCAUACGCUCGCAUCCCAUCCAAAGACAUCCUCUACUCGAUUGUAGAUGAGGAGACGGGAAAGGACUGUGGGAAAGUCAAGUGUGUCUUCCUUAAGCUGCCUGGCAAGAGAGGCUUUGGGCCCGCAGGUUGGACAGUACAAGCCAAGAUGGAAGUCUACAUGUGGUUGGGCCUUAGCAAGCAGCGCAGGGAUUUCUUGUGUGGCCUUCCAUGUGGAUUUGAGGAGAUAAAAGCAGCUAAAGGGCCUGGCCUGCAGUCCUUCCCACCCAUCAGCCUUAGCUACACCAAAAAACAAGUGUUCCAGUUACGAGCCCACAUGUACCAAUCCCGGAGUCUUUUUGCCGCUGACAGCAGUGGGCUAUCUGAUCCCUUUGCCCGUGUCUUCUUCAACACUCAGAGUCAAUGCACAGAGGUGCUGAAUGAGACCCUUUGUCCCACUUGGGACCAGUUGUUGGUGUUUGACAAUAUCGAGCUCUACGGAGAAGCUCAUGAGAUGCGAGAUGAUCCUCCCAUCAUUGUCAUUGAAAUUUAUGAUCAAGAUACAGUAGGGAAGGCUGAUUUCAUGGGGAGAACGUUUGCCAAACCUGUUGUGAAAAUGGCCGAUGAGCGGUACUGCUCUCCUCGCUUUCCUCCACAAUUGGAAUACUACCAGAUAUAUCGAGGGAACUCAACCGCAGGGGACCUCUUAGGAGCGUUCGAACUGCUCCAGAUCGGACCAGGAGGCAAGUCUGACCUUCCACAGAUUGAAGGACCAACAGACAUGGACAGAGGACCCAUCCUUCCAGUUCCUCUUGGAAUCAGACCAGUGCUCAGCAAAUACAGAGUAGAGGUCCUUUUCUGGGGGCUGAGAGACCUGAAGAGAGUAAAUCUAGCCCAGGUUGAUAGACCAAGGGUGGAUAUUGAGUGUGCCGGAAAGGGGGUCCAGUCUGCUCUCAUACAGAACUACAAGAAGAAUCCGAAUUUCAGCACCUUGGUCAAAUGGUUCGAAGUGGAUCUCCCUGAGAACGAGUUACUGCACCCGCCACUAAAUAUCCGAGUUGUAGACUGCAGAGCCUUUGGCAGAUACACUCUGGUUGGUUCCCAUGCUGUCAGCUCCUUACGCAGGUUCAUUUACCGGCCUCCAGAUAAGAAUUCCCAGCAGUGGAACACAGCAGCUAAACUCAUGAAUGGCUACUUUGCAAUGACAAACGGAGGGCCCCACUCUCGCACCACAGGUGAAAUAGUUAUCAACAUGGAGCCGGAAGUGCCCGUCAAGAAGAUGGAGACAAUGGUGAAACUGGAAUCUAACUCUGACGCGGUGGUUAAAGUAGACAUGAGCGAGGAAGAAAAAGACAAGAAGAAGAAGAAGAAGAAAGGAGUCGAAGAGAUUGAGGAAGAGGAGCCAGAUGAGAGCAUGUUGGACUGGUGGUCCAAAUACUUUGCUUCCAUUGAAACUAUGAAAGAGCAACUGCACCAACAGGAAGCAGCAGCUGCAGAAGCCGAGGAGAAGGAAGAGAUGGAGAUCGCAGAGGAGAUCAAAAUUGAUGAUUCUCCCAUGAAAGGCAACAAGGGCCCCACCAAGAAUAAGGAAAAGGUGAAAGCCCCCAAAGAAGACAAGAAAAACAAGAAGCAGCAGCAGCAACAAACCGAGCAGGCCGAGAAGAAGAACAAGCAAAAAAUCGACGAGUUAAAGGUGUCCAAUAAGGAGUUGGAGAAUGACUAUGAUAACUUUGAGGACUGGCUCCAUACGUUUAACUUGUUACGAGGGAAGAUCGGCGAUGAUGAUGAUACUGUAAGCGAAGAAGAGAGAAUUGUUGGGAGGUUUAAAGGUUCCAUGUGUGUGUACAAAGUUCCUUUGCCAGAAGACGUCACAAAGGAAGCCGGAUAUGACCCAAACUUUGGCAUGUUUCAGGGAAUCCCUAACAACGAUCCAAUGAAUGUGUUGGUCAGAGUUUAUGUUGUGAGGGCCACUGAUCUUCAUCCAGCUGAUAUCAAUGGAAAAGCGGAUCCAUAUAUUGUCAUAAAACUAGGAAAGACAGAGAUAAAAGAUAAGGAAAACUACAUCUCCAAGCAGCUAAACCCCGUCUUUGGAAAGUCCUUUGAUAUUGAGGCCACUUUCCCGAUGGAGUCCAUGCUAACGGUUGCAAUUUAUGACUGGGAUCUGGUGGGAACAGAUGAUCUAAUCGGAGAAACCAAACUCGACCUGGAAAACCGUUACUACAGCAAGCACAGGGCGACUUGUGGUAUCUCACAAACAUAUUCUAUUCAUGGGUACAACAUGUGGAGGGACCCAAUGAAGCCUACACAAAUCUUAUCCAAACUUUGCAAAGAAGGGAAGAUUGAUGGGCCCCAUUAUGGCCCCGGUGGAAGAGUGAAAGUCACAAAUCGAGUAUUCACAGGUCCCACAGAAAUUGAAGAUGAAAACGGUCAGAAGAAACAGACAGAUGAACACCUUGCCCUCUCGGUCCUACAGCACUGGGAGGACAUUCCUCGGGUUGGAUGUAAGCUGGUCCCUGAGCACGUAGAAACGCGGCCUUUGUUAAACCCGGAUAAACCUGGAAUUGAGCAGGGCCGCAUAGAAAUGUGGGUAGACAUGUUCCCAAUGGACAUGCCUGCGCCAGGUCCCGCCAUAGAUAUAUCUCCAAGGAAGCCAAAAAGUUUUGAGCUACGUGUUAUUAUUUGGAACACUGAUGAAGUGAUUCUAGAAGAUGAUGCUUUCAUGACAGGAGAGAAGAUGUCUGACAUCUAUGUCAAGGGGUGGCUGAAAGGACAGCAGGAAGACAAACAAGACACGGAUGUCCACUAUCACUCCCUUACUGGGGAGGGGAACUUUAACUGGAGGUUCUUGUACCCUUUUGAUUACCUUAUGGCAGAGGAGAAGAUUGUCAUUUCCAAGAAAGAGUCAAUGUUCUCUUGGGAUGAGACAGAGUACAAGAUCCCGGCUCGUCUUACACUCCAAGUCUGGGAUGCUGACCACUUUUCAGCAGAUGACUUUCUUGGAGCCAUAGAAUUGGACUUGAAUCGGUUUCCUCGUGGGGCAAAAACAGCAAAACAGUGUUCGAUAGAAAUGUCAGAACCAGAUGUCGAUCUACCAAUGGUCUCAAUCUUCAAACAAAAAAGGGUGAAGGGAUGGUGGCCUUUCGUUGCCAGGAAUGAAAAUGAUGAGAUGGAAUUGACUGGUAAAGUGGAGGCAGAGCUUCACCUUCUCACAGCAGAGGAGGCAGAGAAGAGCCCAGCAGGGCUUGGGCGCAAUGAGCCAGAUCCCCUUGAAAAACCAAAUCGACCCGACACCUCGUUCAUCUGGUUCCUCAGCCCGCUUAAGUCCAUCAAGUACCUCAUCUGUAAUCGCUACAAGUGGCUCAUCAUUAAGAUUGUCCUGGCCUUGUUGCUUUUGGCCAUGGUUGCCCUCUUCCUCUACAGCAUGCCCGGUUACAUGGUGAAGAAGCUUUUGGGUGCAUGAGGAGCCGACAGUUGAAGGACUCUCUUGUAGUUGAAGGACUCUCUUGUAGAUUUUCUCUGUAGAUUGUCUUUUUCAUCUCAAACUGUGAAGUUUAGCGAAAGUCUUUCUAAGCACAUCUGUUCUGUGUGAGAUAUCUGUGCCCCUAAUGAAUAGCCGUUAAUAAGAACAAAAUGAAGAGUUACCAGAGAGGCCACCAAAUUGCAUGCAACUGGAUUCUUCCCCAACAACGACCAAUCUGCUUCCACUUUUUUGGCCUUCAGAAAGGCUGAAUAUUAUUUUUAGAGGUCUGAUUCUUUUAAAAAGUAGAGUUUGGGACAAUGUAUGUUUUUUUUGUACAUGAUCCCAACUGUAUUGGCUGUGGGGUGCAAAGAUAUUAUCUCGUCCCAAAAACACUGAAAAGCUCAAGCAAGUAGGAUACAAAUGGAAAGGGUUUCAGAGGAGCUUUCAUAAUAACAGUUCCUAGUUUAGCUAUGGAAUUAUCUCAAUUUAUAUCAUAAAACAUAUCAGAAAUCAGGAACUAGUGAUGUCCAUGUUGCCUUUAUAUGGCAUCGGUAUCAUCAUCUUCAUUCAAUCAGCCCCAAAUCAAUCACACGCCGCAGUACAGGGAGGCGCAUGAACAAGACCCACAUUUAUAUUGAACAGAACAAGUCUGGAAAGAUCAAGUUCCCUUUUCAUCCAAUUAACAUUAAUCAUUACCGAAACCUUAAAAAAAAAUCUCCCGCUUCCAGAAGGAUUUUGAUGAUUUGGAAAAUGGGUUUAUAUUUGGGAAAACACAAGAUAUAUAAAUAUAUAUUCAGAGAUUUAUUUUACUAACCCGCUAACUCAGUACUGACCACACUCUGCCAUCCUUGAUAAAUCCCAACCCCACCUUAUAAGCUGCACCUUUAAUUGCUACAUUGAUAGAGAAUAAUGAAGUGUAAAAACAAGGCAGAACCUGCAAGUAGAUCUAGAAACAAAGGAACCCCACAGACUUUUACAAAUAGAAAACACCAACAUUUUGUGUAUCUCCCCCCGCCCCGAGAUAUUUAGGGCUAAAGACAAUUCUUUUGGUUUGAGUGUGACGUGAAUUCUAUUUAUGGACCAUUUCAUUUCGCUCGGUUACGGGGAAGACGAUUCCCUCGGUUUUGCACUAAAUUUGAGUUUGUUGGAUGUUGUAUAGAUUCUUAUUUAUAAGUCUCACGCGUGCGACACUAUUUAUUCGUUUUUCCUCUGCUUGUCUUUGCGUUUGGAUUGAUUUUGAGAUUUUAAAGUUGUUGAUUUUUUUUUGUUUGUUUGUUUGUUACAAUAAAACUGUAAAUGGUC